Messenger RNA from Bathycoccus prasinos, 156 nucleotides. RefSeq lists its product with no specific name. NCBI's taxonomy places the organism in Eukaryota, Viridiplantae, Chlorophyta, Mamiellophyceae, Mamiellales, Bathycoccaceae. Bases 1 to 156 code for a protein of 51 amino acids. The transcript has 2 exons. The record is from RefSeq and is a predicted model, not a curated record.
AUGUGUCGUCGAGUGCAGUGUUCCAAGUGCGACAAACCAACCUGGGCUGGAUGUGGGAUGCACAUCGAAACCGCCUUAGCCGGGGUUAAAGAAGAAGACAGAUGCAAAUGCGAGCGAGGCUCGGUGUUCGGGUCCUUGCUCGGUAAAUGGAAGUAG